Rosa rugosa (rugosa rose) is the source of this 6009-nucleotide messenger RNA. RefSeq names its product putative disease resistance protein RGA3. The record is from RefSeq and is a predicted model, not a curated record. Gene Ontology annotation, biological process: defense response to other organism. The transcript is spliced from 11 exons. NCBI's taxonomy places the organism in Eukaryota, Viridiplantae, Streptophyta, Magnoliopsida, Rosales, Rosaceae. Bases 2085 to 4979 code for a protein of 964 amino acids. Gene Ontology annotation, molecular function: protein binding; ADP binding.
GGAAUAUGUAAGUGGUGGCAAUAUCGGUCUUCUAUAAUCUUCCUCCAACACAUAUUCUUCUAGUGAAAGGAUUUACCUCCAGCUAGAGAAAAGAUUCAAUCUCAACCGACACACACUGUGCUGCAGGAUUGUCAAGUAUUGAUAGACAAUCAAGAAACUUGACUUUCCUUUUCCUAUCCUCUUCACCUGAUUGGUGAGGCUCGUACCGAGGCUGAUGCAUGACCGUGACCCUAUAUUAAAUUAUAUACCCAAGAUGAGAAGGUCAUCGCAAACUCUAUUAUACAAGGCAAAGAAUACAAGAAGUAGAGUUAUUUCAAAGGGUAUAUCAGCUGGGAAUUCAAGGAACUGUUAUCGGGGCCUUGUUCAGGUUUUUUCACAGGCAGAGAAUGCUCAAAAUUCCUCCCAAUGUGAUUCAAUGCUUAUUGGAGAUAAUGCAGCUGCCAACACCUACCCAUACAUUGAGGUCAAGAAUCCCACAGCUCGCAUUGAACACGAAGCCAGUACCUCCAAAAUUGGUGAAGACCAGCUAUUUUACUUUCAGCAAAGGGGAAUAGACUAUGAGAAAGCCAUGGCUGCCAUGAUAUCUGGUUUUUGCCAGGCAGUAUUCAAUGAGCUUCCUGAUGAGUUUGGGUCUGAGGUGAAUCAACUGAUUGGCUUGAAGCUUGAAGGAACAGUGGCGUAGAUAAUUGUGACAGGACAUAUAAGGUGAGUCGAGCAAAUCCAAUCUUUUUGUCCUUAAAUAAUACGAGUUUCAAUACACUGGCAAUAAUACUACAUAUGUCUUCUGGGAAGAACAUACAUGAACUGCGGAAAGUCCAUCCGUUUUUGCAUUCUACUACUCCAUUUCUCCUCUAGCUUUUGGUUUUAGGUAUGGAUCUUUUAUGAGACAAAAGCAUAAGCUGAUCCACAAAGAGCAUUUGAUUUCAUUCACUCCAAUUGUGGCUUUUCUUUCUCCAACUGCAAAUCUAAUUCCUCAAAACGAACAAUCCUACCUUGAAUCUCUUUCAUUGCUUCUCCUGAUAUAGCCUUAAUUGACAUUUAACCCCUAAACAUAUACUCGUUUUGUCCCAACAAAAAAGAGCCUAUACUUUCUAAAAGGGAGUUGAAUUUGUACUCUCCCGGUUACAAUCUGCAUCCCUCGCCCUUCUAUUGUUCUGUUUUGUCUUUCCAACGUCUCUUAACAACUUAUAAUAUUUCUUAGCAGAUCCUUCACUGCUCUUGCCUCUUCUCAUUUCAUUUUCCUAUUGCUCUAAUUCUCUGUCGUCUUCCGUUUUUACAUCCAUGAAAACAAUUCAAACAAACAAAAAAUUCAAGGGUUGAUGGGUUAGACAGCUGUAGAGAGCAAGUCAAAUAUGUGCAUGAAUGUUGGAUAGGAAAUCUGGAUUCUGGACCGGAAUAUGGGGUUACAAAUACAAAAGAGGAGGUUCUAUUGGAACGUAGUUGACUCUAGAUAUCAAUAACUUUCCCACCCGGUGGAAAUCUGUACUGGUUGUCUAAGAAUCAGCCAUCUGUAGGUAGAGUAAAAAGACUACCAUCUACUCUAGUAUAUAAGACAAACAAACACAUAUUGAUGAAGUCAACGAGGAGCUGAGUAACGUUUUAGCUGCAUAUUCAAAUGAAUAUUGUUAAUGGUUUUUGUUAGCGAGGAUCUCUCUUCCUCCCCAAUCAAGUCAGCAUCUCCUAAAUUGAUUUGUUCAUAAUUGUAAUUAAUGUAGAGCUUGAUCUCCAAUCAUUCCUGUACACUAUAUAUAUAUAAAUAUUAAUAUCAAGGAAUAUAUUUUCUACAGUUUUAACUACUAAACAAAGUGGCUGAAACUUCAGAGAAAUGUACAACUGGUAAAAAAAAAAAUCUUUUUGAGCUGGUCAAUGGGGCGAACCUAGGUUUCAAUUAUUAUUUUUAUUGUUGAAUAGUUCAUUGGUUGUUUCGUUGACUUGACAUUUUUAUUGCUGGAGCCUGGAGAUAGUUGUCUUUAUUUAAAGUAGAUAGCAGAUUGGCAAAAGGCACAACCAUUCUGCAAUUUUACUUCACAUACAUCACUUGUUGUUAAUCAUUUUCCAUUGUGAUCCAGUUUCUAAUACAUACAAUGGCUGAAGCACUCAUCUUGAUGCUUCUAGAGAAAUUGGCUUCUGUAACUUUUCAACUCACAGAAAAAGAGGUGAGGCUGGUUUUGGAUGUUGAGAAAGAAGUUGAAGAAUUCUCUGGAAAUCUUGAAGCAAUUCAAGCUGUGCUUGAGGAUGCAGAGCAGAAGCAAGUCAAGGAUGCAAGCGUGAGGAAUUGGUUGGAUAAGCUGAAGGAAGUGUCCUUUAAGAUGGAUGACGUGCUGGAUGAGUGGAACACUGAAAUUCUGAGACAAAAAGUUGAGAGUCAAGAAACACACAAUGAAACUGCUCUUGUUACCAAGAAGAAGGUAUGGAUCUCUAUACCCUCUCAUUGCUUUUGUUUUGGACAAGUCAGUAGGGUAAUUCUUCGUCGUGAUAUUGCACUCAUCAUAAAAGAUCUGAAUGAUAAGCUAACUGUCAUUGCUAAUCAAAGGCAAGCAUAUAACUUGCAAUCCAUAGAAAGAAGUGCGGAACAACCUGAGCGAAAGAAGAGUUCAUCUUUUGUUGAUAUAUCCAAAGUUUUUGGUCGUGACAAUGAAAAAGAUAUUUUGAUAAGCAGAUUGUUGAGUGAGAAUAGUCAAGAAGAGAAGGCGCUCCUUGUCAUCCCUAUCAUAGGCAUGGGAGGAGUUGGUAAGACAACUCUUACCCAACUAGUGUAUAAUGAUGAAAAUGUUAAAUCCCAUUUUGAGAUGAGAAUAUGGGUUUGUGUCUCAGACCCUUUUGAUGAGAUCAAGAUUGCCAAAGCCAUUACUGAUGGUAAUGGUGUUUCAAAUUCAGAUGAGUUAGAAGCUGUCUUGCAAUGCAUGUCUAAAUCCAUUGAGGGGAAAAAGUUUCUCCUUGUCCUAGAUGAUGUAUGGACCCAAAAUCAUACAAAGUGGGAACAAUUAGAGUUACCUUUAAUGCAGAAUUGUGGUAAAGGUAGUAGAAUAAUUGUGACCACAAGAAAAGAGGAGGUCGCUAUUAUGAUGGGAGCAACCCCUCACAUGAUGCACUUGAAGCAGUUGAGUAUGCAAAAUUGCUUGUCAUUGUUCAAUCACAUUGUGUUUCUUGAUAGGAAAGAGGAUGAGUCUACUGUCUUCCGAGCUAUUGGUGAGGGAAUUGUGAAAAAAUGUAAGGGUUUGCCACUUGCUGCAAAGACUUUGGCGAGUCUCAUGCGCUAUAAGAAGACGAUGAAAGAGUGGCAAGAUGUUUUGGACAGUAAGAUUUGGGAUAUAGAAGGGUUUGAGCAACAAGUUUUUCAACCACUUUUUCUCAGUUAUCAUGAUUUGGCCCCUGCUGUCAGACGUUGUCUGUUAUACUGUGCUGCUUUUCCAAAAGAUUAUGUGUUUGAUAAAAAUAUCUUGAUUGAGCUCUGGAUGUCACAAGACUAUCUUCAUUCAAGAGGGAACCAUGAAAAAGAAGUCGUUGGUCAGAUCUUUUUUGAUAACUUAGUAAGGCGCUCUUUCUUCCAAGAUCUUGUGGAUGAUGAGUUUGACAUGCUUACUGUGCGUUGCAAAAUGCAUGAUAUUGUUCAUGACUUUGUGCAGUCCCUCACUGAGAAAGAGUGUGUCAUUAUGGAGUUAUCUGGUGCUAACAACAAAAAAGAGCCACUAGUGAGUAAUAAGUUGCGCCAUUUCACCUUAAUGUCUGCACCUGAGUUCCCAUCUUCUAUGUCAUCUCAGAAUUACAAGAAUCUGCGUACUCUCACAACUUUUAAUUGCAAAAUUUCUGCCAUAGACUUGAAGUUAAUUUCAGAACUGAGAUGUCUAAGAACAUUAAAUUUGAGUCACAAUGGCCUCCAAGAGCUUCCACAGAACAUUGGUGAUUUGAUACAUUUGAGGUAUCUUGACUUGUCUUUUAAUCGUUCUUUGAAGAAAUUACCCACCACUUUAGGUAAUUUAUUCAAUCUGCAAACCUUGCGCCUUCUGCGCUGCAGGGCACUUAAAGAACUCCCUAAGAGCAUGGGAAAGCUGAUUAACCUGAGACAUCUUUACAUUCAGUUUUGUGAUCAGCUGAAGUACUUGCCAAAAGGGAUUGGCAGAUUAACAAGCUUGCAAACACUAGACAUGUGCCCUGUUUAUGGCAGUGAAGAUGAUGAAGCAUUCAAGUUGGGGGAUUUGGGAAGCUUGGAUCAGCUUCAGGGUGCUCUCACCAUAAAAGUUUUGGGGGAUUGGAAGGAUGCAAAUGAGGCUGAGAAUGCCCGUUUGUGGAAUAAAAAACAACUUUUUUAUUUGGGAGUUGAUACUUCCGAUGACAACAUGUGUAGAAAAAGCAAUGUGAAGAUUUUGAAUCUCUUACGACCACAUCAAGAUUUAAAUUCUUUAGAGAUUUCUGUGUAUGAUGGCACCACCUGGCCUAAUUGGAUAAUGUCUUUGUAUAAUUUGAGAGUACUUAGUCUUGAUUCUUGUGCGUGUGAGUUUUUGCCUCCUCUUGGGAAAUUGCCAUUCCUUGAGAAGCUGUCAGUGAGCUAUAUGGCAAGACUGAAAAAGGUUGGAGUUGAAUUUCUGGGAAUAGAAGAAGCUCAAACGUCAAUGAAAUCAUCUAAACGUACUGUUUUGUUCCCAAAAUUAAAACAACUCCUGUUUUGGCGAUUGGUGAAGUUGGAAGAGUGGAACGGAAUGGAAGGGUGGAAAGAAGAAGAUUCUGACAUUACAAUAAUGCCAUGCCUUUCUAGCUUAAGAAUUAUGGACUGCAGCAAUUUGAGGCUUCUGCCAGACUUCUUGCAAAGAUCGCAACUGCAGAGUCUUGAAAUCAUUGGAAGUUGGAUUCUUGCCAGAUGUUGUGAAGAAGGCAGAGGAAGGGAGUGGCCCAAGAUCUCUCAUAUCCCAAACAUCAAAGUUGAAUACCCCAUUAAUGAUUUCAGGGCAAUUGCAACUCGUGGCUAUAUCCAUCUUCUAUAAUCUUCUGCCACCACAUAUUCUUCUAUUGAAAGGAUUUACCUCCAGCUAGAGAAAAGAUUCAAUCUCAACCGACACAUUCUAUGCUGCAGGAUUGUCAAGUAUUGAUAGACAAUCAAGAAACUUGACUUUCCUUCUCCUAUCCUGUUCAGUUGAUUGGUGAGGCUCGUACUGAGAAAAGACUGAGAAGAGUGAUGUAUCCCAAAACUCUUGUUUCAAGACUUUGCUUUCAAGUUUCCAAUAUAAAGUCAUCAGAAGACCAUAUGAGGCUGAUGCAUGACCGUGACCCUAUAUCAGAUUAUAUACCCAAGAUGAGAAGGUCAUCGCAAAAUCUAUCAUACAAGGCAAAGAAUACAAGAAGUAGAAUUACUUCAAAGGGUAUAUGAGCUGGGAAUUCAAGGAACUGUUAUUGGGGCCUUGUGCAGGUUAUUGGACGCCUACCCACACAUUGAGGUCAAGAAUCCCACAGCUUGCAUUGAACACGAAGCCAGUACCUCCAAAAUUGGUGAAGACCAGCUAUUUUACUUUCAGCAAAGGGGAAUAGACUAUGAGAAGCCAUGAUAUCUGGUUUUUGCCAGGCAGUAUUCAAUGAGCUUCCUGACGAGUUGGGAUCUGAGGUGAAUCAACUGAUUGGCUUGAAGCUUGAAGGAACAGUGGGGUAGAUAAUUGUAACAGGACAUAUAAGAUUAUAAGAUGAGUCGAGGAAAUUCAAUCUUUUUGUCAACGGGUGUUAAAUCCGAGCAGUUUGCAAGAGACCUUGUACGUUAUAAGAUGGCUAAAAUGUGCAUAAGUAUGUACAUAAAUAUUUGAUGUACAUGUGUAUCAUCUGUUGCCAGAUUGCCCACAAUAACUGAGAUAGAAGCACUAAUAACGUGCACAAAACAUACCUACAGAACUUUGCUUGUUGUUUGGCAUUAAUGUGCUGGUUAUGAAUUACGUUUUAAGCUCAAGAAUGUGUAUUAAGUUGCCCAUUUUACAGUUCUGUGUUGCUAUUACUUAUAAUUGGUAUAGAAAAGCAGAGUGCUUCAGGUUC